AUGCUCUUCGUAUUUUAUCCUCUUUCCCUAUUCCUGACGUAUUUGGCGUCCAAUAUUGAUCAUGCGUUUCGAAACCGAUCAAAGAAUUUGCAUGCUUCCUGCCUAAACAUCGGCGUGGGGAGCAACAGAGCCAUAUUCGGCAUGUUGUCUGCCUUGUGUGUGGUACUAUGGUCGUUAUGUGCCGUGGCUUUAUUCUAUAUUGCUGGAGUCCUACCCGACCCGGACAACCCAUUCACUGCUACUCAGGUUAGCUUUCACACGUGGAUUGUAAGUUUGCUAAAUGAGUCCAUCUGGAUAAUAGCGUACUUCUCCGUUAGAGACUCGGACAUCACUUUGUCUCCCAUUUCGAAAUGGGAGAUAAUCGAGAUCGUGCUUGGUUCUUCUCGAAUAGCUAUACUCUCUGGACUUGUCUGGAUAUAUUGGCGGAUCAGUAAAUGGAGAUACAACGAUCAACGGGAAAGCCGAGCAUUGCUGGGCCCUUCUAGUAUCACUCAUGCCGAAAAUGGCGUGACUAGUCAUUACGGAUCUACAAGUGGGAGUACUGGCGGCAUAAGCGGCCGAGAUGGCGAUGCUCAAACGACAACGUGGCUGGACUAUCUCGUUGGCUUUCGAAAAAUUUUGCCCUUUCUUUGGCCAUCGGAUAGUAGCAGACUUCAAGUUCGAGCUAUAUUCUGCAUUUUUCUACUUAUCCUGCAGCGCGUCGUCAACAUCGUUACACCGCACCAACUUGGGGUAGUCGUUAGGUCUUUGGGUCCUGGAAAACUGCUUCAUCGGCUGAGCGCAGCUGCGUUUGACUAUGUACUUUGGCUUUCGCUCGACUUCCAUCUGAGCAAUAGGCUUGGAAAGGUAGCCAGUGCCUUAAGCAAAGGUAAUGCUUUUAAUACGUUUUUAGAUACUAUAUACUUCUUUUUUAUGUUAGACGCUUCAUAUGCUUUCAUUGUACUAAGUGUUAUACGGUUUUAUUUUUAUUUAACUAUUUAUAUGGCUAAAUACCGGGGGCAGGUUAGGCGAAAGAUGGCGACUAGGGAGAGGGCAAUGGAAGCUGCAAAAACCGAUGCACUUUUGUCGUAUGAGACGGUAUACUACUGUGGUGCUGUACCAGGUUUUCAAAACGCCGAGUACCGAGUACUGUUCUCCCUUAACCUUCUAAAUGUAACCCAGAAUAACAUCCUCACGGUCGCCUCUCUACUAAUAUGCUACCUAGACGCAUACCAUAUAUCCAUGAGGCGACAAGAUGUUUCCAUGUUUAACAACCUGAUCAAUGCCGAACGCAUGUUGGAACUAUUCAAAAAAUUACCAGGGGUCACAGGUCGCAAAGGUGCUAUCGACCUUGACACUUAUGCCGGCAAGAUAUCCUUCAAGGGAGUCUCGUUUGCAUACAACGGCAGCCGGAAUCAAGCCCUAAAGGACGUGUCCUUUGACGUUGAGCCCGGAACAUCAGUCGCUAUCGUGGGCGAAAGCGGAAGUGGUAAGUCUACAGUUUUGAAGUUGCUGUUCCGAUUCUACGAUGUCGACCAUAGCUCCAUCGAGGUCGAUAGCAGGGACAUACGAAACCUUCGCCUCCAAAGCCUUCGGGAUUUCAUUACGAUUUUAUUCAACAACACUCUGAUGUACAAUCUCCGCUACUUAGCCCCAAACGCGAAUGACGAAAUGGUGUACGAAGCCUGCAGGGCAGCGAACAUCCAUAACAAGAUUCUUAACUUCCCCAACGGCUAUGCUACAGUAGUUGGGGAAAGGGGUCUCAAAAUCUCCAGCGGGGAGCGACAGAGGGGCAGGACGACGCUGACAAUUGCGCACCGGCUGUCCACUAUAAAAAACGCCGACAAAAUCGUUGUUCUCAGCGGCGGGCAUGUGGUGGAGUCUGGGAAGCACGGUGAUCUUCUCACACACGGUGGGGCAUAUGCGCGUAUGUGGUCGAAACAAAAUGAGAAGAAGGUGGACUAGGAGCGUAAUACCCCAAAGAGCGGGCGCGAGACGUUGGUAGGAGUGCAUGAAAACGCAACUCUGACUAUCGAGACUAUGGCCCGAUACGUCGUGCUGAUUCCAUCAAGCGCCACCGCAUGUAACAUCACAUGAAUUCAGAACCCCCGUCAAUGCUGUAAGCGAUCGGUGGGAGUUCUUGGUUUGACGCAGUGAGCUCUUGCACGCAUGAAAUCAGGCGUGAUUCGGACCGGUAUAAUCCUUGGCCGCCCAAGGAAGAGACAAGAUGCGGUUGACUAACUGAGUCCUACCGACUUCCGCCUGGCCAGGUUCUGUAACGUAUGACGAGGGGCGAUAGAAAUAACCUAAAGCAUGAGGUCUGCUAGGAUCCUGAGAUGAUUGGACGCGUGGGUGACGACAGGGCACUCCAAGUUUUGACAUUUGCAGCCUCAAAGUUGAGCGUUUAGCCAAUCGUAUGAUCAUGAAUGGUGGUAGUCUGAAAAGAGUAGAUGGCGCUCAAUAAGGUAACAAUAGCUCACCUCUGAAAUAUAUUAAAUUUUAUUAAAAACACUUUUUUCAAUAUGUUAAUACCUAUGACCCUACGGCAGACGUCUAGUCCCCUGGACGCAGCAAAAGG
Messenger RNA from Xylaria bambusicola, 2557 nucleotides. Its product is annotated as heavy metal tolerance protein. Gene Ontology annotation, cellular component: membrane. The record is from RefSeq and is a predicted model, not a curated record. Gene Ontology annotation, molecular function: ATP binding; ATPase-coupled transmembrane transporter activity; ATP hydrolysis activity. NCBI's taxonomy places the organism in Eukaryota, Fungi, Ascomycota, Sordariomycetes, Xylariales, Xylariaceae. The transcript has 11 exons. Bases 1 to 1944 code for a protein of 647 amino acids. Gene Ontology annotation, biological process: transmembrane transport.